Messenger RNA from Solea solea (common sole), 1156 nucleotides. RefSeq names its product monocyte chemotactic protein 1B-like. Gene Ontology annotation, molecular function: CCR chemokine receptor binding; chemokine activity. NCBI's taxonomy places the organism in Eukaryota, Metazoa, Chordata, Actinopteri, Pleuronectiformes, Soleidae. Gene Ontology annotation, biological process: cellular response to tumor necrosis factor; immune response; monocyte chemotaxis. The record is from RefSeq and is a predicted model, not a curated record. The transcript is spliced from 3 exons. Gene Ontology annotation, cellular component: extracellular region. Bases 279 to 578 code for a protein of 99 amino acids.
UGUACAAAAAAUAACUUCCUUUUUUUCGUGUUUGGUUCAUCCAAUCAAUGUCAAUUUGUUUAAGGAAGUGAAAAAGGCGUACAACAUGGCCCACACAUUAAUAAUGUCCCCGUGGAAAGAGGGUCUUUCCCCGCCGACGAUGCUGAGCGGCAUAAAUAUGGCAUCAGACGGAGAAUAAGUCCACACUGCUCAGAGGACAGGCUGGUGAAUCUCAACUGGGACAUUCAGUUUUUACUACACUGUAAAAGGAACACUCAGAGACACUCACACACAUCAGGAUGGCUGCUCCUCGUCUGAUUCUGUCCAUGUUUGUGCUGAUGCUGGCUGCCAUCACUUUUAGUGAAGGUGUGCGUGGUAUUGGGCGUGGUAAAUGCUGCUUUCGUUUCAACGACACUCCCCUGCCUAAGGAAAAAGUGGUCAGCUACAUCAGGACCAACCAGCGCUGCUCCAACUCGGCUGUCCUGUUCAAGACCGUGGCAGGUCGUCAGCUGUGUGCAAAACCGUCCAACACCUGGGUGCAAGAGCUCAUCAACUACCUGGACACCAAAGCCAUCCCGGGACAGGCGUCCAACCUGUAACCAUAGCAACAUCAAACCCAGAGUGUUUUGUAUGCUAAUACGUUAUAAUCAUGUCUCAGCUCUAUGCAAACUAUAAAUCUAAGAUAACAUUGACAUAUUUACAUAUAUAGCAUACAGCAUAUGCUAUGUUAAAAAAAGACUUUACUUAAAUGUAUACAUAUUAUUUUUACAUUGACAUUUAAUUCAUGUUUUUAAUAUUUGGUGAAUAUUUGGUGACUUAAUUUAUUGGAACAAUACUAUAUGAUAGAAGCUAUAUGGUAUGUUGCUGGGUUGUUGUUUUUUUUUUUAUCAACACACUCAAAGUCUGACCGUCUACACUGUGACCUCCUGUUAUGUUGUUCUCUGAACUUACAGCAACUACUUGCUGUAAAUCCCAGUUCCACAUGGUGUCACCACUAGAUUAUAAGCUAUGGGGUUCACCACUGUUUCUACACUGAGCCAUUGCGUUUUCUAUGUGAAUUGAAUUGUUUUCUUGUUACUUGCACUCGAGAAACCCAAUGUGUCAAAAAGGUCAUUUAUUUCUCUAAGUUACUACUGCAAAAUUUUAUUCUGUUUUAUUAAAGCAAGACAAAGUGACA